Molecule: messenger RNA, 1882 nt
Organism: Aspergillus alliaceus
Lineage: Eukaryota; Fungi; Ascomycota; Eurotiomycetes; Eurotiales; Aspergillaceae
Product: nucleoside phosphorylase domain-containing protein
Exons: 2
Biological process (GO): nucleoside metabolic process
Molecular function (GO): catalytic activity
Source: RefSeq, a predicted model, not a curated record
UAUGAGCAACGACCUUCAAGUUUGGCUAGAGCCGAAGCGCAAAUCUGUCGAAGGCCACACGGCCCAAUGCACCCUCUCCUUUAAUGGCCGUGUUAUCUGGGGGCCCCGCCACUGCCACAACAAUACAUACCAGCUGCGGGAUGCCCUCUCCGCCGCGGAUCCCCGCUUUCAACUCGCCAUUUCUAACAGGCGCAAGACGGUCGAAGGCCACACAUACUCUAUCAGCGUCAAAUCCGGCAGUCGGGUUUAUCUGAACCGACUCUCCACUCACGGUCACAUGAAAGAGUUGUGUCAAGCCAUCAAUGACUGUCUAGCAACCGAACGCGGGCGCACUCAGCCUGGUAAACCCGACCCAGCACCGCCAUCUCAGGGCCCCCCCCAACAGCGACCGGGUCCUCCACGACCUCAGGCAACCCGCCCUAACGGACGCCAGGACUUCGAGAUAGCCAUUAUCUGCGCUCUAAAAGUGGAGCGCGAUGCUAUCGAAGCCUUUCUAGACGAAGAGUUUGAAGUCGGCGGAUUCUCGUAUGGAAAAGCGCCAGGAGACCCCAACGCCUACACCACGGGUCGAAUCGGGCAGCGAGCCGUAGUGCUGGUGUCCAUGCCGGACAUGGGAAAGGUCAGCUCCGCCAGGGUGGCAACCGGGCUUCGCAUGAGUUUCGCACAGAUAAAGGUCGUCUUUCUUGUGGGCGUUUGUGGCACCGCGCCGCGAGAUGCACAAGGCCGGGAGACAUUUCUCGGCGAUAUUAUGAUUAGCACAGCCGUUAUCCAAGUGGACUUCGGGCGACAGUACUCGGACGAAUUCCUUCGAAAGGAUACUCUGGAGGAUACUCUCGGCCGACCGAAUCACGAGAUCCGCUCCUUCCUCCAGAAGUUGGCAGGGAAGCGCACGAGUAACAAGCUGGAGGACAACACUCUUAAAUAUGUCGCGGAGCUUUGCGCUAAGGACAGUGAAUAUGCCUACCCUGCUGGAAAUCACGAUAUGCUGUACCGUGCAGAGUAUCGUCAUAAACAUCAGAAUGGCCACUUGUGUUCAACCUGUAUCGGUUGCAAUACCCCAGAUGACCCUGUCUGUGGAGCUGCUAGGGGGUUAUCCUGUGCUGAGUUAGGGUGCAGUAGUGCGCAGUCAGUCCCGCGCAAGAGGGAGGGGAGAACUCACCCUAUUCUUCAUUUUGGCCGCUUCGCCUCUGGAGAUAGCGUCAUGAAGAGCGGAGUUCAUCGUGACAAACUCAUUGCCAAAGAGCAGGUGAUUGCGUUUGAAAUGGAAGGUGCAGGAUUUUGGGACUGUCUUCCUACAGUAAUCAUCAAGAGCGCUUGCGAUUAUGCGGAUAGUCACAAGAACAAAGUCUGGCAGAAAUAUGCCGCUGCAACAGCUGCUGCGUGUACAAAGGCAGUCCUGGAUGAGUGGAGAAGCAGUCAAGGGUCGUAAGUUGAACUGGAAUUAGAUGACUAACUGACAGCAUGUCCCUUCGGCGAAUUGUGCAUGCAACAUGUGCCAGACUAUAUCAACUGCCCUUCAUCUAAAGCUAGCUGGUUCUAUAAGGGUACCGUCAUAGGGCGUCGUGAGGUUCCGUUCUUAUUUGUCUGGAACGCUGAGAGACCUAGGCGUUCUCCCGAGUUACAGGCUGUCAUCACGCCACCUGCACUCUGUCCUUGCUAAUCUGCUGUAAUGCGUGAACAAGCACGAAUGAGAUCGUCUAAUGUCCGGACAGCGCAAUGCCCACUGCAGGGGUCAACCGAGGGCUCAGUUGACCUUCACGCCCGCUGAUUGGUCCGACGUUUGAUGUUCCGCGGUGCGUGUUGAUAAUGCUCUCUCUAUAUAUACUGACUGGCAAACGGGAUAACAGAGGUUAAAUUUUUGACCUUUUAAAAAUGGUAUUCC